This is a messenger RNA of Sesamum indicum (sesame), 2001 nucleotides long. RefSeq lists its product as uncharacterized. The record is from RefSeq and is a predicted model, not a curated record. NCBI's taxonomy places the organism in Eukaryota, Viridiplantae, Streptophyta, Magnoliopsida, Lamiales, Pedaliaceae. Gene Ontology annotation, molecular function: mRNA binding; protein binding.
AGACAUAACUGAAUUCGAGCUCGAGCUCAAAAUCGAGCCGACUCGCAACCUCCGCUCAUCUGCCACUUCUAAACAAAAUAGUGGCAAAUAGAAUAACAUUUAAAAAAUUAUAUAAUUAUACAAGAAUCCCAAUUCCCAUUGACAGAGGAAGAUGUCGCAGAGGGCUGCUUUCUGUGGAAUAGCUCUCAUUCGCAGAGGAAUUGCGCCUCAAUUUUCUGGUAAUUUUGUGUUGCCCAACAAUGAUCCAUUGUUCUCUUCUACUUUUCAUACUUCUUCCCAUAAACACGGCCCAUUUUCAUCCAAACCCAGAAUAGAUUUCAGUUCUAUAAAUGAUGUAGAUAAUGCUGUUUGCUUGUUUCGUGAUAUGGUGAGAUUGCGGCCGCAGCCUUUUGUUUUUCAAUUCAACAAGCUGCUAACUGUUGUUGUCAAGAUGAAACACUAUUCUGUUGCCCUUUCUCUGUUCGACGAAAUGCGUCAAUUGGGUGCCCCUGUAAAUGAGAUCACAAUGAGUAUUGCAAUCAAUUGCUAUUGCCUUCUGAAUCGAGUGGAUUUUGGGUUUGCUAUCUUGGGUACCUUCUUCAAGCGCGGUUCGGAACCAGAUGUAACCACUUUCGGCACUCUUAUAAAAGGGCUCUUUCUGGUUGGUGAGAUUGCUGAGGCAGAAAAAUUGUUUAAAAAGUUGUUGUCUGAAAAACUGUGUGAACCUAAUGAAGUUAUGUUCCUUACUGUGCUAAAUGGUCUCUCCAAAGCUGGACACAUCCUCGCUGCCCGUGAUUUACUUGGGCAUUUUGAAAACCUGAGCUGCAAACCCAAUGUUUAUGCCUACAGUGCAGUGAUUGAUGGUCUGUGCAAGCAUAACAUGGCUGAUGAUGCUCUCCAUCUCUUAUCCAGAAUGAUCGAGAAGGGUAUUUCACCUAACAUUGUUACGUAUAACUCAACGAUUCAGGGGUUAUGCAAUGUUGGUAGAUGGAAAGAUGUUAAAGACCUGCUAAAUAAGAUGCUGGAUAACAAGAUUUCUCCUGAUGUGCGGACUUGUAAUAUAUUGGUGGAUGCAUUUUGCAAGGAAGGAAUGGUGGAAGAGGCUGAGAAUGUUUUGGGAAUUAUGAUGCAAAGAAAGGUUUGUCCUAAUAUUGUCACAUACAAUGCGCUGAUUGAUGGAUAUUGCUUGCGGGGCCAAAUGGGUAAAGCAAAAAGAGUACUGGAUUCCAUAGCGGACAGGGGACUUACACCUAGCAUCAUCAGUUAUAAUAGUUUGAUCAAUGGAUAUUGCAAGCGGGGAAUGGUAGAUGAAGCUUGGCAUCUCUUUCUGGAUUGUUCUUGUAAAGGAUUACAGCACAAUACAAUUACCUACAGCACCAUGAUACACGGAUUAUUUUGUAAGGGUAGAUUUGCUGAUGGCUGGAAGCUUUUCAACGAUAUGGAAGCUCGGUGUAUAAUUCCUGAUUUACAGACUUAUACUAUCUUGUUGGAUGGCUUGUGCAAAACUCAGCAGAUUGCUCAAGCAUUUUCAUUUCUAUGCAUGAUGGAAGACACAGGUGUUAAUCCUAGUGUAAUUGCAUAUACUAUCGUCAUUGAUGGAUUAUGCAAAGGUGGAAAACUUGAGAUCGCCAGAGAUCUUUUUAAUCAACUUCCUUCCAAAGGUUUGCAACCCAACACCCACAUAUAUAACAUCAUUAUUGGUUCACUUUGUCGAGAAGGACUUAUCGAGGAUGUAAAAGUGCUGCUUACUGAAAUGGAGAAAAGUGGUUGUGCACCUGAUAGUGUGACAUACAGAGUCAUGAUUCAGGGUUUUCUGAAGAGAAAUGAACUUUACAAUGCAAUGCCCCUCAUGGAGGAAAUGUACAAAAGGGGGUUCUUAGUCGAUGCAUCUACUGCAUACAUGUUACUUGAUCAGCUGCAACUAAAAGGUAAAGACGAUGUUCUGCUGGAACUUAUUAAGAAAGUUGUUCCAAAAAAUGAUGAUCUAUUUGGCUUCUAGAUAUAGCUUGAACAGAGCAUGAG